Pygocentrus nattereri (red-bellied piranha) is the source of this 5150-nucleotide messenger RNA. It is a transcript of the gene epha6, whose product is annotated as eph receptor A6. Gene Ontology annotation, molecular function: ATP binding; protein binding; transmembrane-ephrin receptor activity. Gene Ontology annotation, cellular component: neuron projection; plasma membrane. The record is from RefSeq and is a predicted model, not a curated record. NCBI's taxonomy places the organism in Eukaryota, Metazoa, Chordata, Actinopteri, Characiformes, Serrasalmidae. The transcript has 17 exons. Bases 616 to 3615 code for a protein of 999 amino acids. Gene Ontology annotation, biological process: cell surface receptor protein tyrosine kinase signaling pathway; protein phosphorylation; axon guidance.
UGCGCGAGCGAGGCGCGGAGAGGAACGCGGCACGUGCGCCCGCGCGAGCGCACUCCCUCUAGCGCUGAGGCGAGCCGCGCGCGUCCUGCACGCGCUGAGGAAAACUCUCUCUCAUUUCUUUCCUGCACUCACUUUAACGCUGGACCGCCAGGACUCGAGGCACAGUCGCGCUCCACGGCCCCGGACACAGUCUUCUAGCUUGUGGCGGGAAUUGUUUUCUUUUUUCUUUUGCCGCCAGAAGCGUCGCGCGCGCUCCGCAACAUUUUGACUGGAGACGCUCGCGCGCUCGCCAGCCGUUACUGGAAAAGAAAGCGGCGAGUCGAGUUUUUAAUAGGAUCUCUGACAGAAAAACAGUCUCGGACGCAUUUCUUUUGCACGUUCUCGGCCACAUUCGACCGUUAACAAGUCGGAGGGACAGAAUUAACGGACAAGUUUGUUUAUUUCCCUCCGCCAGGCUCCCUCGGAGUGAAGCUCUGGCGAUGGAUUGGCGUCUGAGCCGCGCAGACGGAGACAGUGAGGCUCCUCAAAUCCGCUCGAACCGAUCUAAAGUAGUGUGAGGGAACAUCUGUAGGACGUUUGCUGAGGUUUCCUGCUCCUUCGCGUCGUCGUGCCGACAUGGGCGCCUCGCUGGAUUUAGCUUUAAGAAUGACUUUUCAACUCAGAGUCUGUCUCGUCUUCGCGACGGUGCGGAUAGUAACGUUAACGGACCCCAGCCACCCCAACCAAGUGAUUCUGCUGGACACCACAGCUGUAUUGGGUGAACUGGGCUGGAUGACCUAUCCAGUAAACGGGUGGGACGCCAUCACGGAGAUGGACGAGCAGAACCGGCCCAUUCACACCUUCCAGGUGUGCCAUGUAAUGGAGCCCAACCAGAACAACUGGCUGCGCUCCAACUGGAUCCCUCGGCAGGCGGCGCAGAAGGUCUAUGUGGAGCUUCGCUUCACGCUGCGCGACUGCAACAGCAUCCCCUGGGUAUCAGGCACGUGCAAAGAGACCUUUAACCUCCUCUACCUGGAGUCAGACGAACCGCACGGGCCUGGUGCCCGAUUCCACGCUGCUGACUACGGCAAGAUUGACACCAUCGCGGCUGAUGAGAGCUUCACACAGACGGACCUUGGUGAUCGAGUGUUAAGGCUGAACACAGAGGUGCGGGAGGUGGGCCCAAUUGCUCGGAAAGGCUUCUAUCUGGCCUUCCAGGACGUGGGUGCGUGCAUCGCCUUGGUGUCUGUUCGUGUCUACUACAAGAAGUGCCCAUCCACAUUGCGGAACCUGGCAGCCUUUCCAGACACAGUACCGCGCAUGGACUCGUCCUCAUUGGUAGAGGUGCGGGGUGCGUGUGUGGAGAAUGCCGAAGAGCGUGACACGCCCAAGCUGUACUGCGGCGCAGACGGAGACUGGCUGGUGCCACUGGGGAGGUGUGUCUGCAGCAUCGGUCAUGAGGAGAACGAUGGCCUGUGUCUGGCCUGCAGAGCCAGCUUCUAUAAGGCCUUUGCAGGGAACAUCAAGUGCUCCAAGUGUCCCCCACACAGCUUCAGCCACUCUGAGGCAUCCGCCCUGUGCCACUGUGAGAAAGGUUUCUACAGAGCCGCCAAAGACCCGCCCACCACUGCCUGCACACGACCACCCUCAUCUCCUCGUAACCUGGUCUACAACAUCAACGAGACGACCCUCUUGCUGGAGUGGGAUCCACCCGGUGACACAGGAGGGAGGAAGGACCUGACCUAUAACGUGGUGUGUCGCCGCUGUGGUGGGCCAGGUCAGCCAUGUGAUCCCUGCGUUAGUGAUGUGCGUUUCAUCCCCAGACCUGUGGGCCUCACUCGCACUUCAGUGGCUGUGCAGGACUUCAUGGCAAAUGCUAACUACACUUUCCAGAUUGAAGCGCUCAAUGGCGUGUCCGGGAUGGGCCGGGCAGCGCGGCAGGUGGCCAAUAUCACCAUCAGUACAGAGCAGGCGGGCCCAUCUCUGGUAGGAAUGGUGAGGAGGGACUGGUCAUCUCAGAACAGUAUUGCACUCUCCUGGCAGGAGGCCGAUCAACCCCAUGCUGCCAUCCUUGACUACGAGAUCAAGUAUUAUGAGAAGGAGCAAGAGCAGUUGAGUUACUCCUCAACUCGUACUAAAGUUCCCAGUGCGAUUGUAACAGGCCUCAAGCCUUCCACUGUUUACAUUUUCCAUGUGCGUGCUCGCACUGCGGCCGGCUACAGCAGCUACAGCCCCAAGUUUGAGUUCUCCACAGGAGAUGAGGACUCAGAGGAGGUCUCUGAUCAGGGUCAGGUGUUGGUGAUUGUUACAGCAGCAGUGGGGGGCUUCUCUCUGCUCGUCAUCCUCACACUCUUCCUCCUCAUCACUGGCAGGUGUCAGUGGUAUAUUAAGUCCAAGUUGAAAUCAGAGGACAAGAGAAGGACGCAAUAUCAGAAUGGACAUGUGCCAUUCCCAGGAAUAAAGACCUAUGUUGAUCCAGACACUUAUGAAGAUCCUUCACAGGCUGUCCAUGACUUCGCCAAAGAGAUCGACCCAUCCCGCAUCCGUAUAGAGAGAGUUAUUGGAGCUGGUGAGUUUGGGGAGGUGUGUAGCGGUCGUCUUCGAACUCCAGGGAAGAAGGAAACCCCAGUGGCCAUAAAGACGUUGAAGGGCGGCUACACUGAGCGGCAGAGGCGGGACUUCCUGCGAGAGGCGAGCAUCAUGGGACAGUUUGACAACCCUAACAUCAUCAGACUGGAGGGCGUGGUCACUAAGAGUCGUCCAGUGAUGAUAGUAGUGGAGUAUAUGGAGAAUGGAUCAUUGGACUCAUUUCUGAGGAAGCACGAUGGGCACUUCACCGUCAUCCAGCUGGUUGGAAUGCUGCGCGGCAUCGCCUCUGGUAUGAUGUACCUGUCCGACAUUGGCUACGUCCACCGGGACCUGGCAGCCCGGAACAUUCUGGUGGAUGACAACCUGGUGUGUAAGGUGUCGGACUUCGGCCUGUCCAGGGUGCUGGAGGACGACCCGGAGGCAGCCUACACCACCACGGGAGGGAAGAUCCCUAUUCGUUGGACGGCUCCAGAGGCCAUACAGUACAGAAAGUUCUCCUCAGCCAGCGACGUCUGGAGCUACGGCAUCGUCAUGUGGGAAGUGAUGUCUUAUGGAGAGCGGCCAUACUGGGAAAUGUCUAAUCAGGAUGUGAUCCUUUCCAUUGAGGAGGGCUACCGGCUGCCAGCCCCCAUGGGCUGCCCCGUGGCUCUGCACCAGCUGAUGCUGCACUGCUGGCAGAAGGAACGCAGCCAGCGGCCGCGUUUCCAUGACGUGGUCAGCUUCCUGGACAAGCUCAUCCGUAACCCCAGCAGCCUGCUUACACUGGUGGAGGAUGUGCACAGUUUACCAGAAUCUCCAGAAGACAUGCCCGAUUACCCUCUCUUCAUCUCCAUCGGUGAUUGGCUUGACUCCAUUAAGAUGAGUCAAUACAAGAACAACUUCAUAGCAGCAGGGUACACCACCCUGGACUCUAUCUCCAGCAUGAGUAUUGACGAUGUCAGGAGGAUUGGUGUGUCCCUAAUUGGCCACCAGAGGAGGAUAGUGAGCAGCAUACAGACGCUACGACUGCAGCUCCUCCACGUUCAACAGAGUGGCUUCCAUGUAUGAGACGGACCAGUGAACACUCACACACACUAAUACACACACAUACAUACACACAGACACACACCCCCCACACACAUACACACGCACAUAGUCAGGCCUGAUCUGUCGUACCAACCGCACUCAGAGAACUGCAAUGCUUUGGCUUUUUCUCAAGACUUCUCAACUGGCCUUUGAGGACUUCCAAUAAACAGUUGGAAUAAACAGACCGAAAGAAGAUUCUGAAUGUCAUUGGUUAUUUGUCUUCGUGCUGAGCAAAACAGUUGAAGAUGGACAGCCAAUCAGGGUUCCGCGAGAGCACGGCUCUGUCGCCAUGGUGAUGUCAAGUCCGUCAGUUGUCCUACGAGUUCGGUGACUGGCCGGAUUCACAGUCCAAGAACUUUUAAUAGUUAUAUUUGCUAUUUUAAUGUAUCGAGUAUGUGUCUUAAAGAGAUAUUUAUCGUUUAUUCAUCAUGCUACUUCCUGGAGCCUCUGAAAAAGAGAGACUGUUGAAUGUCAGUGGAUUUAUAUGACUAUUAACCCAUUAUUUAUCACAUCUGAUAUUUAUGCUGGUAUUUAUAUGUAUGUGUAUGUGAUUUUUUUCUUUGUUUGUUUGUUUUAUAUUUAUUUUUAUUUAUUUAUUUGUUUGUUUGUUUGUUUGUUUUUCCUCAGCAAUAUGUGCGGUCUUUUCGGAACAUCAGAAAAGAGCCAAGAUAGGGAGUAGAGAAUUGUAUCUUACUCUGUUAGAAAAAAAAACUCCAUACAGAAACCAUAGACCUCCUCAGGCAGUCUGCUAUGCCAUACAAGAACGACCUUAGAACUUUUGGAAGACUGAAAGCCAUGGUCUCAUGCUUCUGCAUCAGGCCUGACACAUCAAAACUCAAGAAUUGUACGUGCUGGUCUUGAUAUUCGAGACUUGGAGAAGCUCUGCUGGGAUGAUAAUUCGGUAAUUUGUUGGCCGUGCGAAACACAGAAAAUUGUUAUAGUUUCUUAACCCAUUUAUGUCCAUAUCUUGAUUUUACAUUUCCUUUGUUUCAUAUGUCCUCUGAGCUCACCUGAGUUCAGAUGCGAAGGAAUUUUUAAAAUCGAUUAAGUCAUAUGGGUAAAAAGUGGGUUUUUUUUACUUAAUUUAAAAGGGCACUGAUCCUUCUAUUGAUUUAUCAGAAUUUAUGCACAAUUAAGUGGUGAAGAUGUAAAGAAAGGCAUUCAGAGAUUAUAGAGAAACGUACUGACUUGGAUGUCUUCAUGGUGAAUUAUUACAUGCAGUGGUUUUGAUGUCACAAAUAUACCCAUUUAUAACCAGGGAACCUACAUGUGUAGGUUUAUCUGCAAUGCUGAUGAAGGUAAAAUAAUAAAAAUACAGAGACUAUUUUAUCUAACAACACCCAGCAUGUACAUCACCAUGAAGGUUAAAAAUUUAUAUGCUUUAGGUCAAAAUAUUAUUGUAAAAUUAUCAUGAAACUAUGUCUCAUGCAUCAUCUUGCUUUGAUUGACUAUUUGGAUAUCCUGUCACCACCACUGUAAACACAUCUGACUCUGUGAGUGAAACAGUUUGCAACAAA